ACCACCUAUUGUCCUGCUAACAAUGAGCCAAUAGCGAGAGUCCGACAGGCCAGCAUGGCUGACUAUGAAGAAACCGUAAAGAAAGCAAGAGAAGCAUGGAGAAUCUGGGCAGAUAUUCCUGCUCCAAAGCGAGGAGAAGUAGUGAGACAGAUUGGUGAUGCCUUGCGGGAGAAGAUCCAAGUACUAGGAAGCUUGGUGUCUUUGGAGAUGGGGAAGAUCUUAGUGGAAGGUGUGGGAGAAGUUCAAGAGUACGUGGAUAUUUGUGAUUAUGCUGUUGGCUUAUCUCAGAUGAUUGGAGGACCCAUCCUGCCUUCUGAAAGACCUGGCUAUGCGCUCAUUGAACAGUGGAAUCCUGUAGGCCUGGUUGGAAUCAUAACUGCGUUCAACUUCCCUGUGGCGGUGUAUGGCUGGAACAACGCCAUCGCCAUGAUCUGUGGGAAUGCCUGCCUUUGGAAAGGAGCUCCAACAACUUCCCUCAUUAGUGUAGCUGUCACAAAGGUAAUAGUCAAGGUUCUGGAGGACAACAAGCUGCCUCGUGCUAUUUGUUCCUUGACUUGUGGUGGAGCGGAUACUGGCACAGCCAUGGCCAAAGAUGAGCGAAUGAACCUGCUGUCCUUCACUGGGAGCACUCAGGUGGGAAAACAAGUGGCUCUUACGGUGCAGGAGAGUUUUGGGAGAAGUUUAUUAGAACUCGGAGGAAACAAUGCAAUUAUAGCUUUUGAGGAUUCAGACCUCAGCUUAGUCGUUCCCUCAGCUCUCUUUGCAGCCAUGGGGACAGCCGGCCAGAGGUGUACCACAGCGAGGCGCCUGUUUUUACAUGAACGCAUUCAUGAUGAAGUUGUUAAUAGACUUAAAAAGGCCUAUGUACAGAUCCGUGUUGGGAACCCGUGGGACUCUAAUGUUCUCUAUGGGCCACUCCACACCAAACAGGCAGUGAGCAUGUUUCUUGGAGCAGUGGAGGAAGCAAAGAAAGAAGGUGGCACCGUGGUCUAUGGUGGCAAGGUUAUGGAUUGCCCUGGAAAUUAUGUAGAACUGACAAUUGUGACAGGCCUUGACCACAAUGCGUCCAUUGUACACACAGAGACUUUUGCCCCAAUUCUUUGUGUCUUUAAAUUCAAGAAUGAAGACGAGGUCUUUGCAUGGAAUAAUGAAGUAAAACAGGGACUUUCAAGUAGCAUCUUUACCAAGGAUUUCGGCAGAAUCUUUCGCUGGCUUGGCCCAAAAGGAUCAGACUGUGGCACUGUAAACGUCAACAUUCCAACGAGUGGGGCUGAGAUUGGAGGUGCAUUUGGAGGAGAGAAGCACACUGGCGGUGGCAGGGAGUCUGGUAGUGAUGCCUGGAAACAGUACAUGAGAAGAUCUACUUGUACCAUCAACUACAGUAAGGACCUGCCUCUGGCCCAAGGAAUCAAGUUUCAGUAAAGUUGCUUUCAAUUGACAUUUCAAGUGUUUCAGGCAUUGUUGCAUCUCUUUCUUCUGAAGAAGACGAAGAAAAUUACUAUUUGUCUUGAAUAAAUGGAUCAUUUUGAAUUUGACAGUGGUUAACCCCUUAUGCUUCUGAAGCCUAAAUCAAGAGACUUUUUUAAAAAAUAAAAAUUUUCAUGACAUAGCCUUAAGUAAUAAAAGAUAGAUUAGAUGGAUUUUUA
Balaenoptera musculus (blue whale) is the source of this 1646-nucleotide messenger RNA. Its product is annotated as alpha-aminoadipic semialdehyde dehydrogenase-like. The record is from RefSeq and is a predicted model, not a curated record. NCBI's taxonomy places the organism in Eukaryota, Metazoa, Chordata, Mammalia, Artiodactyla, Balaenopteridae. Gene Ontology annotation, molecular function: aldehyde dehydrogenase (NAD+) activity. The coding region runs from base 55 to 1422 and encodes 455 amino acids. The transcript has 2 exons.